UUUUGAAAUUUUGGAAAAUUUUCUUUUUUCAGUAAAAUGCCACCUUAAUAAAAUGUUGUCUUCUUCUAUUUUAAAAACUCAAAAAAAUGUUUUUCCAAAAAGUACACAAAAACAAUACAAACUAUCCCCUAUUUAUCCAUUUUUGGGCACCAAAAAUUCUUUGCCAAUUUAAUUUGUCGCCUACGUUUUUCCCCUUUUCAUAUUUUAAAUUUUUCCUUUUUAAACUUUUUUAUUGUUUCCGCUUAAAUUAAUUUUAUAUUUGCGUGUUUGGGUUUUUAUUUUUAAAUAAAAAUUAAAUUAAAUUGAUUAAAGAAGGUGUGGAGAGAAAAUAUUAUUUAUUAAGAAGAAAUUACACGUCUUACAUCAUGUAUUAACCGAUACCCUCGUGUUUUCGGUUAAUCCUAUUUUAAAAUACCCGGUUUUCGCUUUUAAGCCUUAGACAAACGGGCCGGGUGUGUCCAACUCUAAUUGAGAUAUAGAAUGGCAUGUCAUCAUAAUACUUGUUUUUGAAAUUGUCCAAGAAUGGUUUUAAACCGAUAAGCUUAAUAUUCUGUUUUUUGAUUUUUAGAUCACUUUUUCGAUUUUCUCCUCGAAUAUUAACUACGGGUCGUGGUCAAAUUCUAUUUAUUUACAUCUUCAGACCAACCUUUUCUAUUUUCAUAACACACUUAAUUAUCCUCUUAUUUUUUAAAUCUAAAGUUGUG
Meloidogyne enterolobii is the source of this 704-nucleotide messenger RNA. NCBI's taxonomy places the organism in Eukaryota, Metazoa, Nematoda, Chromadorea, Rhabditida, Meloidogynidae. The record is from the annotation of a GenBank genome assembly.